Canis lupus familiaris (dog) is the source of this 1141-nucleotide messenger RNA. It is a transcript of the gene ST6GALNAC2, whose product is annotated as ST6 N-acetylgalactosaminide alpha-2,6-sialyltransferase 2. The transcript is spliced from 9 exons. Bases 17 to 1141 code for a protein of 374 amino acids. NCBI's taxonomy places the organism in Eukaryota, Metazoa, Chordata, Mammalia, Carnivora, Canidae. Gene Ontology annotation, molecular function: sialyltransferase activity. The record is from RefSeq and is marked provisional.
GCGGGGCCGGGGCCGCAUGGGGCGCCCGCGCGGCCCGCUCCUGUGGCUGCUGCCGCUGCUCGCGGCUGCCUGCUCGGGGAUCCUCGUCGCCCUGUACUGCUCGGCAGCGAGGCCGUACCCGGGGCCCCGGGCCGGAGCCAGGAACACCACAUCGUCUCGGGGAUUCUUUGGACACAAGGCAUCAAAUGCUGGAAUGAGAAAGAACCCGCACUGCCGACGCCCACUUGACCUGGCCAUCCAGAGGCACCCCCACUUCCGUGCCCUGUUCGAUCUCUCCACUCCAGUGCUGCUAUCGGGGAGCCUCUUCACUCAGGAGCUCUGGGACAGCCUGAGCCAGCACAAAGCCCCCUACGGCUGGCAGGGCCUGUCCCACCAAGCCAUUAACUCCACCCUGAGCCUCCUGAACGGCUCCGAGAGCUCCCAGCUGUUCGCCGCCUCCAGGAAGCCGCUUUCAAGCUGCAUUCGGUGCGCGGUGGUGGGGAACGGGGGCAUUCUGAACGGUUCCCGCCAGGGUCUGAACAUCGACGCCCAUGACUACGUGUUCAGACUCAACGGCGCGGUGAUCAAAGGCUUCGAGAAGGAUGUGGGCAACAAGACCUCCUUUUACGGUUUCACUGUGAACACGAUGAAAAACUCUCUCAUCUCCUACUGGAACUUUGGCUUCACCUCCGUGCCGCAAGGACCGGACCUGCGCUACAUCUUCAUCCCCUCGGACAUCCGCGAUUAUGUGAUGCUGAGAUCGGCCAUUCUGGGCGUGCCUGUCCCCGAGGGCCCUGAUAAAGGCGACAGGCCUCAGACCUAUUUCGGACCAGAAGCCUCUGCCAGGAAAUUCAAGCUACUACAUCCGGACUUCAUCAGCUACCUGAGGGAGAGGUUUUUGAAAUCAAAGUUGAUUAACACAAAUUUUGGAGACCUAUAUAUGCCUAGUACUGGGGCUCUCAUGCUGCUGACGGCUUUGCACACCUGUGACCAGGUUAGUGCCUAUGGAUUCAUCACAAGCAACUACUGGAAAUUUUCUGACCACUAUUUCGAGCGAGUUAAGAAGCCACUGAUAUUCUAUGUCAACCACGACCUGUCCCUGGAAGCCUCCCUGUGGAGGGACCUGCACAAGGCCGGCAUCCUUCAACUGUACCAGCGCUGA